Messenger RNA from Nothobranchius furzeri (turquoise killifish), 2088 nucleotides. It is a transcript of the gene larp7, whose product is annotated as La ribonucleoprotein 7, transcriptional regulator. Gene Ontology annotation, molecular function: RNA binding. The record is from RefSeq and is a predicted model, not a curated record. Gene Ontology annotation, cellular component: ribonucleoprotein complex; nucleus. Gene Ontology annotation, biological process: RNA processing. Lineage: Eukaryota; Metazoa; Chordata; Actinopteri; Cyprinodontiformes; Nothobranchiidae.
GAAAAACGCUCAUGACGACUUCAGGCUGCGACGGCUCUGAGCAGUCAUUAGUGUGAUGUUAUGCAGCAAGCUGCGAUUUAAUAACAUUUUUACGAAUUUAAAAGCCAACUGGUCUUUUUAUAUAUUCUUAAAUUGGAGCUCCGCUGUCACCCCACAGCCAGGAUGCUGAACACAGAGAAAGAAGCAGCUGAUGCAGUAACAUCUAUGGAGAAGAACAAGGAGAUGGAAAGAAAAAAAAGGUCUCGAGUUAAACAGCUGCUCAGCGACAUAAAGAAGCAAGUGGAGUUUUGGUUUGGAGACGUCAACCUGUACAAGGACCGCUUUCUGAAAAAGCUCAUCGAUGAGUCCGACAAAGGAUAUGUUGAUAUUUCUGUUUUGACGAGCUUCAGUCGGAUGAAGAAACUGACAACUGACACUAAACUGAUUGCCAGAGCACUGAGAAACUCAUCUGUAGUGGAGCUCAACCUCGAAGGAACUAAAGUCAGACGUCAACAUCCACUCGGAGACCCACCGAAAAACGUCGACGACCGCACAGUUUACGUGGAACUUCUGCCUAAAGAUGUGAAUCACAGCUGGAUAGAACGAGUGUUUUCAAGGUGUGGGGUGGUUGUGUACGUUAGCAUCCCGCGCUACAAGAGCACCGGUGACUCUAAAGGGUUUGCAUUUGUGGAGUUUGAGAAGGAGGAACAAGCACAGAAAGCCAUUGAGAUGCUGAACAAUCCACCAGAAGAUGCUCCAAGGAAACCAGGGACUUUCCCCAAAACCCUCUGCAGGAAGCCGAUUCCUUUUCCAGCUGACAAUCCACCACCGCGUGAAGAAGAGAAGAAGAAGAAAAAGAAGAAGAAAAAGAAGGACGUUACAGCAGAGCGAGCCCCAGCAGAGAAAAUCCAAGAGAUGGAAGCUGAACCAUCUGAGGAGAAGAGGAAAGACCCAGCUGCCGGUUGUGAUCCAGAGGUGGCCAGCACGCACAAAACGCCGCCUAAAGCAUCAGAGAAAAAACGCCGCCGCUCACAAGCGGCAGAGGCUACAGAAGGUGACAUACCGUCGAAGAUUAGAAGAAUAAGUGAAAGUGAGUCUGGACAGAAGGACAAAGAUGGAGCGAAGAUUGAAUCACACGCUGAAAGUGACACUGAGGAAAAUGUUGAGAAAGGGAAAGACAACGGUGAUGACUCAGCCGUGAAAGCGAGGCGGAAGAGAAAAAAGAAGAACAAAGAGAAGCUGAAAAUCGGAGAGGAAGUCAUCCCGCUCCGCGUUCUGUCCAAGAAAGAGUGGCUGCAGCUGAAAGAGGAGUACUUGGUUCUGCAAAAACGCAGCAUGGCAUCGCUGAAGAAGACCAUCAGGAAGAUUAACGAAGACAAAACCCAAGAUGGAAACGCUGAGCUGGAAAGCAAAAGUGAAAAAGAAACCAACCAUGGCCCUCAGUUCAUCAGCGGUGUGAUCUUGAAGAUCACUGACAGCAAACCGUUACCAUCCAGGAAGAUCAUCAAGGAUACUCUGUCCAAGAUAUCUCCAGUGGCUUAUGUUGACAUCUUGGAAGGAGAUGUUGAGGGUCACAUCCGUUUUCACACCUCAGAGGAAGCAAAAGCGGUCUGCAACGUUAAAGAGGACCUGCAGAAGGAGCACAGCUGGAAACUACAGAUUCUUAAAGGUGACCACGAGCAGCGGUACUGGCAGAAGAUCUUGGUGGACCGUCAGGUCAAGCUGAAUCGACCCAGAGAAAAGAAGCGAGGCACAGAAAAGCUCAUAUCCAAAGCUGAAAAACUCAUUAUCUCACAAGCCAAGGAGGCACAUAAGCACAUCCAUUUUGACGAGGACUGACACCCGCUGGAGACACACUUCAGAUGAUCAGCUGAUGAAGAAGGGUGGUCCAAUGGUCCAGAUGAUCCCUCAAGUGUUAUUUUUUUCUGAUUAGUGCGGGAGCCCCCAAGGUAACCCUAGGGUGCUGCUAUGCAUAUAUUGUGUUUUGUUUACCUGAGAGUGGCUUUUACGUGGAGGUCCUGUGUAGAUGUAAAUAUGCUUUUGAAGGUUACUCCAAUCAAGAGAUGAUUAGUACAUCUGUUCUGAAUAAAAUAUAAUCUUGUGAUUACA